ACAGGUCCUUUAAAUACUGAUAUCAUCUUGUAAACAUGGUCACAGUGAUAACUGAAAUAAGGAGUGGGCGUACUCUUUUCAACGCUUUAUUUAACACCGCUCAACACUUGUGGCAUACAUCUCGACCUCUGUACUUCUCUUUCAGCAUAUCCCUCCACCACACAGCACCUGCAUCUAUCUAGUGCACACAAUCUCACAGUGACACAUAGUGGUCAGGAAGUGUAACAAGUUAACAACAGUUAUAAAUCAUGUCUGUAAACACAACAAUAAUGAAAACCCAGUUCACCAUAUUUUGUGUGUGCAACUACAACAUGUAAGAUGCAUACAAUUCCAUCUGUGCAUAAAAAAAUAGGCUAAAAAAAAGGAAAUGGAGCUGUUAUGCGGUUAUGUGUGAUGAGUUCGGAGCGAGAAUGUGUUGAAUGCAGGGACGUCUCAGUAAAAAAAACAACCACUUUUUUGUGAAAUAAUCCCUUGUGGGAACACAGCAAUGACUCACUAAAUCAUAACUGGUUUUGUUGGUCUUUAACAGUGGUCUGCAGCUUUGCAGGCUCUCGCCCUACUGUAGGUGACACACCAUCCACCAUCCCCUCCACCUUAGUCAGUUCAAAUAUUACAUCACUUUAGAAAUGCUGAUAUGAUACAUAUAAAAUUUGCAAAUGCACCUUAUCUUAGGUUUGCAGAAAUGUACAAUGCCAACAUUUUGUUCUGGCAACCAGAUUAAAUUGAGGCAGGGAUGUCUCUGGUCAACGACUUGGCAGCUCCUCACUGGUUUUAGACGCUUACGUGAUGCCAGGUGAUGUCUCGAGUGUGUGCAGCGAGAAAGCGUCAUUAGCCAAAUCUAUUUGCGUGUGAAUCUUAGUGGAAAAUGGUCCCACCACGCCAGAUGUCUCUCCUGAGGGCCUCCGGGGCCGGAGCGGGACAGCAGCCAGCAGGGUUAGAGUUUAACUAAACCCAUUUAGCCCUGUACAGUACACAGACACAGUCUUAGCUGCUUGUGUCUUAUAUUACUGUAUAGAUUUUGAUAAACUUGUGUGAAGAUUUACUGUUUUUUUUCCUUUUAAUAAUUGUAAUAUAUAAGUAAUAAUGUUGAGGUUUGAACUAUUGGUUUGACAAAACAAACAUUGUGAAGUGUCAUUUUGGACUCUGGGUCAUUGUAGAGGGAUUUCUCACUAUUUUUUACUAUUUAUAGAAACCAAACAAUCAAACGAUGGAGGAAAUAAUCAGCAGAUUAAUCCAUAAUAAAAAUAAGCAUUAAUUAAUAGUUCAAAAUGAGCUCCCCCUCAACCAACUAAUGCAUGAGCAAUUAUAAUUUAAUGAGAUCAUAAUAUUAUAACAGUCCCACUGAAUAUGUGCAGUAGUGUUUCUCCCACUGGCCCAGCCUGCAAGUUCUCCCUCAUCUUAUAGACUUUACAUUGUGAUGACGUCACAGAUUUUUAAAUCAUUUUUCUUAGCUUGAGUAAAGUUUUAAAAAUAUAGCCACCAUGGCCCAAAAAUUCAGAAUAGAAAGAAUGAUUCUUGGGCAGCAGGAGAUGUUUUUCACUGCAAUACCAUGAGUGACCACUGGGAAAAAUUGGCUGCGUAGCUGAGCAGGCCUGGUAACAGUACAGUAGCUAAAGGUGCUCUAACUUCCAUUUAACAGGGACUUCAAAUCCCAUCAUGCAUCAGAGAUGACUGUGCUUGAUUGAUAAGAUAAUCUUUUCUUUAAUUUGUUUGCUUUAAAGGAGUUAAUGGAAACAUGUUAUUUAAAGGUAGUUUUGCCAGCUUGGACUUUUUGACAGCCAAGUGACCCCGGUAGAAGUCACCUUAUUUGGCUUGGAGGGUGGAGCUGUGGAAGAGCGAGGGAUGGAUCUGACUGAGACACUGAGUUAACGCCUCGCAAACAGCCUGUCACUCAAAGCUGCCACGCCCUUUAUUAUGGAUAAUUUUAAGCCUUAAUAAAAUUGAAAAAGGUGAGUUAUUAAAAAAAGCCAUCCCCUGUACUGCUGGCAUUAAUGUUGAAAUUGGUUAAAGAGACUAAAAUUGUUUUUGUACCAUGCUGUGAACAUGUUUAUUUCAGCUGUAAGGUUGGGAUUGACUCACUCUUGGAGCCAGCCUCAAGUGGCCAUCAGAGGAACUGCAGUUUUUGAAAUUCUGUCUUGGCUUCAUUUUUGAGCCAUUUAAAGCUGAGUUCAUUUAUCUAUGUUUAUGUAUUUAUUCCCUAAUUAUGUAAGGUUUGGGACAUCAACCCCUAUCAAGCCUUAGUUUAGAAAUUCUUCUUGAUUAAAAAUGAUAAAUACAGUAAUUUAUCUUCCUGUUUUCUCGGCAGUGAGCCAGCAGGCAGACGGCUGGGACAAGGGUCAAUCCCAGAGAGGCAACAACAGCAACGGAUGAGCAGUGGUAGGGUAUGUGCUGCUGUGUUUGUGUGUCUAUAGACUGUAAGUGUGUGUGUGUGUGUGUGUGUGUGUGUUAGGGGGAGGGACAAGCGAGACCUGAUAACGCUGUGAGUGUCUCUGUCCCUCUGCAUUAGUUGAAGGCAUUUUAAGGACACUGAUGAGAACAGAGAGAUCGAGCUGGAUGUUUUAGCAACAGUUAAACUUUCUUAACUCUACUAUGAGGCACUGUGGAAACAUUACAUGAUACUGGAUGUAACUGGACAAUGUUGGCUGAUAAGAUUCUUCUUCUUGUGGUAAUCAAACUUAUUUUCUGUGCAUUUUUUCUAAUGGUUUCUAAUGGUCUUCAAAUACGGCCAUAAAGGAUAAAAUAAAUUUCUGAAUGCAACAAUGUUAUCCCAUCUCAACUGCACACAGGCUUUGUGAAUUUUACCUUAAAAUCAUCGGAUUCUUGUUAUCAACAUGUCAUAUUUGAGUGGACAUGUGAACGCUGAGGCCACCGUGAGGAUGACACCUGACAGCAUGGACUCCAGUGAGCCGGGAACCUCAAGCGAGGUGAGGCCUCGGGUGAUGGGGGUGAUCCUGAGCAUCGCCUCCUGCCUCAUCAUCUCCACCAACCUGCUGGUGGCAGUUGCUCUUCUUAAGCUACUCCUGAAGAAGAGAAGCCAGAGCUGGUGCUUUGUCCUCAACUUGGCACUGGCCGAUGCCCUGGUGGGUGUGGCCAUCACUGGCUUGGCCACAGAGGACCUCAACAACAACAACAUCAGUCAGAGCCAGCUGAGCUACGUUAAUUCUGAUCCUACCACAAACACAACCCCUCCUGCUCAGGGCAAGACCCGGUGUUUGAUGCGGAUGGCCUUUGUGACAUCGCCCUGCACAGCCUCCAUCAUGUCCAUGUUCCUGAUCUCACUUGACCGCUACGCAGCCAUCAAGAUGCCCCUGCGGUACUCCCAGCUGUCUGGGAAGGGGACAGCACUUGGGUCACUGCUGGCUCUGUGGAUCAGCUCCCUCACUGUGGGAUUCUUGCCAGUCAUGGUGCGGCAGCUGCAGACAGAAGGAUACGGCGGCUUCUGCGCCUUUUUCUCCGUCAUUCACAAGGUGGGCAUGAUUGUGUUAUUCAGCGCGUGCUUCUUCCCCGUGCUCUCUGUAUUCGUUUACAUCUACCUGGACAUCCUGAAGAUCGCCUGCAGCCACCAGAAGCAGAUCUGCCAAGUCAGGCAAGCUGGUUCCAGGACGGCUGACCGCCAUGGCCAUCAACAUUACGAGCAUCAUCACCAGCAGCUGAGGAGCCACUACUGGAGCCACGUCAAGGCCCUGAGGACAGUGGGGGUGCUUGUGGGCUGCUUCUUGGUCCUCUGGUGCCCGUUCUUUGUGGCGUGCAUUGUGCACCUUCUGUGUGAAAGCUGCCAACUCACCAACGUGUUGGAGAAUUAUCUGUGGCUGUUGGGACUGUCCAACUCGCUGAUCAACCCACUGGUGUACGCCUUUUGGCAAAGGGAGGUACGGCUGCAGUUGGCAGCCAUGUUUUCUUGCUUUACAGGCAGGACAUUGGCUGCUGGACCACCAGGUGUCACAGAAACAUGUGACCCGCAGCCAACUGUGCUGACUCCAGUUGGUGCUUCUGCUGGAGACACCCUCAACCCUUCGCUGCUGCGGCCAAUUAUCAGCAACGAUAAGGCUCACACUGUGCCACGAUCUGCCACAACCAGCCUGUGAGAGACACUUGGAAAUAGAGGCAACAACAACAACAAUAAAAAGAUUUGCUCCACAGUUCCCAGUGAAGCUGGAGGGUCAAAAGCAGCAGGAAGCAGGAACAGAGUUCAGCGGUCCAGUUUCACAGACUUUGACAUGAGCUCCUGAUAAGUCUGCAAGGGUUCAGGCCCAUCCCACUGUGGAAUCAGUGCCCGAGGGGUGCUCACCGACUUUUUGAGCCCUUUACGCACACUUAGUGCAAGUCUGCUAUCCCUCAGAGACUUGUCGAGGACACUGCCUGUGUGCAGCUGGAGGAGAAAACCCAAAAGGCACUUGGCUGUCAUGUUAUAAAAAGGGAUGAUUGAAGAAAGUGAA
This is a messenger RNA of Epinephelus moara (kelp grouper), 4436 nucleotides long. Its product is annotated as glucose-dependent insulinotropic receptor. Gene Ontology annotation, molecular function: phosphatidylcholine binding; G protein-coupled receptor activity. The record is from RefSeq and is a predicted model, not a curated record. Gene Ontology annotation, biological process: G protein-coupled receptor signaling pathway. Bases 2832 to 4085 code for a protein of 417 amino acids. The transcript is spliced from 3 exons. NCBI's taxonomy places the organism in Eukaryota, Metazoa, Chordata, Actinopteri, Perciformes, Serranidae. Gene Ontology annotation, cellular component: membrane.